Molecule: messenger RNA, 672 nt
Organism: Ctenocephalides felis (cat flea)
Lineage: Eukaryota; Metazoa; Arthropoda; Insecta; Siphonaptera; Pulicidae
Product: DNA ligase 1-like
Exons: 5
Coding region: 1-672 (223 amino acids)
Biological process (GO): DNA repair; lagging strand elongation; DNA recombination
Cellular component (GO): mitochondrion; nucleus
Molecular function (GO): ATP binding; DNA ligase (ATP) activity
Source: RefSeq, a predicted model, not a curated record
AUGGCUGAUUCUUUUGAUUUAAUUGUAUUAGGAUGUUAUUAUGGAAAGGGAAAACGUACUGGUAAUUAUGGAGGAUUUCUAAUGGGGUGUUAUAAUGACGAAUUAGGUAAAUUUGAAACUGAAGGAACACAACCCGAUGUGUGGAUCGAACCCGAAGAAAUAUGGGAAGUAGAGGCUGCAGGGCUUUCUUCCUCUCCAGUGUACACCGCUGGAAGCUCAUCUCUAGGGAGUGGACUGUCUUUAAGAUUUCCUAGAUUUAUUCGAGAAAGAGAAGAUAAAAAUGUUGAUUCUUCCACAAAUUCUUCUCAGAUCGUAAAAAUGUAUUACAACUUAGAAAGAGGAGAGAAUUUUGAUUCAUCAGAUGAAAAAAUAGUGAUUGGAGAGAAUACAGAUGUAACUGAUCAGAAAAGUGGAGAGGUAAUGGAGAAAAGUGAAGUAGAAGAUAUGACAAAACCAUUUCAUUUUACACAACAAACAUCUUUGACAGGCAAAAUUUUGAGUGAACAAUUAGUAGAAUUAGAAGAAAAUGAGUAUGCCAGGUUAGAAGAACCAAAUGAGAUUAUUUUUAUAGAAAAUGAAGAAAAAAUGUCAACCAUUUCUGAACCUAAUUUUUAUAGAGAAGAUGAAAAUGAUGACACAGAGACAGAAGAUAUGCCAAUACAAACAGGUUAG